Molecule: messenger RNA, 1926 nt
Organism: Plasmodium adleri (nom. inval.)
Lineage: Eukaryota; Apicomplexa; Aconoidasida; Haemosporida; Plasmodiidae
Product: conserved Plasmodium protein, unknown function
Exons: 12
Coding region: 1-1926 (641 amino acids)
Molecular function (GO): protein binding
Source: RefSeq, a predicted model, not a curated record
AUGGUCAAAAUUAAUGAGAAAAACAUUUCAGAAAAGAAGAAACCAAUAAUAAAAAAAACUGAAAAUGAAGAAUAUAAUACAACAUCAUUAAUAGAAGAUACAACAAAUAGUAAAGAAGACCUCAAUAAUAACAAUAAUGAAAAUGAAAAAAGUGAGCAAAUUAAAAAAAAUUAUGAGAAUAAUCCAAGUUUAGAAUCAAGUUUGGGAUCAGAUAGUGAAAAUUCAGAAAAUUUUGAAAAUUUAUUAAAAAAUGUUAAAGUAAUUAAUAUUUCAAGUUUUAAUAAGAAUCAAAUAAAUUCAGACAAAAGUUCAAAAUCCUUUUCUAUUAAUGGGAAACAUUUGCCUAUGGUUUUAUCUUUCAUAUACAAUUUUAUGGUUGAACAUGAAUUUAUUGAAACUCUUGAAGUAUUUGAGAAGGAAUAUGUAAAGAAAUUUCAAGACGAUAUUAAUAAUCUAAGAAAAAUAGAAUAUGAAGAUUUAUUUACACAAAACGAGCUAUUAAGAAAUGAUUUUUUAAAUCACGAAAAAUUUACAAAAGAAGUUCAAAGUUCUUUAGAAGAUGCAAAUAAAAAAAUUCAGAAAAUUAUAAAAGAAAGAGAUUAUUAUAUUAUGCAUCAUAAACGGGUCCUCCAAGAAAAGGAAACUUUAAAUAAAGAAAUACAUAAACAGAAAAAUGAAAUUGAAAAAAUUCAAAAUUCUGUUGAUGAAAUAAAAGUGAAAUAUGAAUCUGCUAUUAAAGAAAAAAUGUUGGUUGUCCUGGAAAAAGAAAAAAGGGAUGCUAAAAUAGAAGGAUUAAAUAAGUAUAUAGAGAGAUUGAAAGAUAUCUUAGGAAGUAGUAAAUUAGAUGAUUCAACACUUGAUAUAUCUUCAAUAAAUGCAAAGGAAAGUGAAGCAUCGCAUAAUAUUUUAAAAACUGAUAAAAAUAAUUUAGGAAAAGAUAAUGUAAAAAGAGAAGAUACACCUUGGCCUAGCAAUGAAAAUGCUGAUUGUUCCUUUAUUGAAGAAAAUAAUGAGAACGAUAAUAUUUUUAAUUUAUCUAUUACAUCCUUAAAUAUUGAAAAAUCUUUUAAUGCUCAUAAUAAUGCAGUAUUAGGUCUUGCAUACAAUGAUGAAGUUCAUUUAUUAGCAACGGGAGGAGAUGAUGGUUUGUGGAAAACAUGGAGUAGCAUGAAUUAUGAAUUAGUAAUGGCUUCUCAGGGACACAAAAAAUGGAUUGGAGAUAUAUGUUUUAAUAACAAGGGGAAUAUUUUAUGUACAUGUAGUGGAGAUUCUAAAAUAAAAAUGUGGGAUUUAGUAAAAGAAAAAUGUGUUCAUACUUUUAAAAAUUCAACAGGGCCUAUAUGGAGUUUAUCGUUCCAUCAUCAAGGUGAUUUUUUUGCUUCUGCUUCAAUGGAUCAAACAAUAAGAAUAUUCGAUAUAAAUAGUUUAAGACAAAGACAAAUUUUAAGAGGUCACGUUGAUAGUGUUAAUUCUGUAAAUUUUCAUCCAUAUUUUAGAACACUUGUUAGUGCAUCCGUGGAUAAAACUGUAUCUAUAUGGGAUAUGAGAAGUGGAUUAUGUGAAAAUACUUUUUAUGGGCAUCAUUUCCCAUGUAACUAUUCUAAUUUCAACAAAGACACAAAUUGGAUAAUUUCUUGUGAUUCUGGUGGUGUUGUUAAAAUAUGGGACAUACGAACAAAUAAAUGUUUUAUUAAUAUAGAUGCAGGACCAGCAUGUGCAAAUAAAUGUCCGAUGGAUAAAAACAAUAAAUAUUUAUUUAUAGCUUCAGAAGAUCAUACAAUUAAAAUAUUUAAUGUUGUGGAAAAAAAGUUUAUUAGAGUAUUAAAGCAUGAAUUCCCAAUAAAAAAUGUUAUACUUGCAAAUAAUAAAAUAAUUUGUUCAUUAUCCAGUGGAAAUAUAUGUAUUUGGGAGCAAAAAACAAACUAA